UUCAACUUUGAAUAGACAAAAGAUUAUCACUAAAUAAAUUUAUUAGGCAUUUUUUAAUGAUUCACGGGUAGGAAAUAUCAUCCUGUGGGAGGUAACAUCCUGUGAUUCAAAGUGAUAUAAACGAAAGCUGAUAAAUACUUGUCUAUUGUCAUCCCCAACACUUCAGUACGUAGUCGCAUUGUUCGAAUAUUUAAAAUGAAUUUAAAAUUAAUUAUGUUUUCCCAAAAAUUAACUACACUGAGUGAAGAAGAAUUUAGAAGAAAAAGAUAUCAAGCUGGUUAUUUAAACACAAUCCGAUUCGAGCAUUACCUCAUCACGUCACAGCCGCAGAUUGGAUCGUUUGAGCACUUUUCGAAGCAAGAAAACGAAAAGAAAAAUCGUUAUCCUGACAUCAUCUGCUGGGACGCUUCACGUGUGAAGAUAACUCAAAAGAACUGUGAUACUGACUACAUUCACGCCAAUUUCGUGGACCAUUAUGAAACAUCGAGGAAGUUUAUAAUAGCAACACAGGGGCCUCUAAAAGAAACAAUUGAUCAGUUUUGGCAAAUGGCAUGGGAGCAAAACUCCCGUAUAAUUAUCAUGCUGACAAAAUUUCAAGUUGCCGGAGAAGAAAAAUGUGCUAAAUACUGGAACGCGGACAACCCACAAGUGAAGUUUCAAGCAGGUGAGCUGUCAAUCAAAAUAGUAGAUGUCACACAAAGUUCGGAUUACAUCACAACGAUAUUUGAAGUUUUUAAUUGCACCACCGAGGAAAGCAGGCUGAUUAUGCAUUAUCAGUACUUAGACUGGCCAGAUCAAAAAGUACCUCCUAAAUGCGAAUCAUUGAUGAAGCUCAUUAUAGAUAUGACUGAAGAGCAUCAGAAGAUUUUAAGAAAAGCAACAAAUGCACCCACUGGACCUGUUAUUGUUCACUGUAGUGCUGGGAUUGGAAGAACAGGAUCGUUUUGUGCUACAAACUUAUGUAUAACUCAAUUAGCAAAAACCGGAAAAAUCUCAGUACCCGAAAUAGUAAUGCAAGUACGAAAACAAAGACGUUCAAGUGUUUUCGCUGUAGAACAAUAUGUAUUUAUUUACACUGUGCUAUAUGAGUUUUUGCGGCUGUUUGACAUGUAUCCAGAGGUGAAACAACUUUUUUGUGAGUCUUGACUGAUGUAUUUUGCACAUUUGCACUAAUUAUGAGCUAAUAUUUUAUAUAAAAGUAAUAUAAUCGUUGUUAAAAUGUAAUCGUAAUUGAUUAAAAUUAUUAAAGGAAUUGACACUGUAAUUUUUGUGAAAUAAAAUGAUGCGCAUACCCCUCGUUUUAUUUCAAACUAUCAGCUUAGCAACCAAAUGAAAAGAAUACUCAUAUUGUAUUGCCAUUCUUAGGCAAAGAAUAGAUCAAAGAUGGCCUAAAUUCUGAACUUUUCAUUGUUAAGCCGAUCUCACUACCAGAUAAGGGUCAUAUAAAAAGAAAAUUAUGUAACAGUUUUCAGUACUUCAGUCUUGUCUUUCUUUUGUUUAAGACCUAUAACUUUCUUCUAAAAAAUGGAUCCUGCUACUAUUGCAAAUAUUUUUAGAAAAGUAUCGUCAACUGGCACUAAUAUAUUCCAUGAAAUUGCUGCUGAAGGCUCUAUUAUACUUUUGGAACGAGUAAGUCAGUUUAUAAUGCCCUCAAACAAAAUUCUUCUGCAAGAAAAUAACUACAGUGGACAGCAAUGUGUUCAUAUCGUCGCCUACCUCCAUACAGGGCAACUUGCAAUAGAUCUUAUGGA
Cydia pomonella (codling moth) is the source of this 1751-nucleotide messenger RNA. RefSeq names its product tyrosine-protein phosphatase non-receptor type 9-like. The transcript has a single exon. Bases 196 to 1146 code for a protein of 316 amino acids. Lineage: Eukaryota; Metazoa; Arthropoda; Insecta; Lepidoptera; Tortricidae. The record is from RefSeq and is a predicted model, not a curated record. Gene Ontology annotation, molecular function: protein tyrosine phosphatase activity. Gene Ontology annotation, biological process: protein dephosphorylation.